Messenger RNA from Culex quinquefasciatus (southern house mosquito), 974 nucleotides. RefSeq lists its product as uncharacterized. The transcript has 3 exons. The record is from RefSeq and is a predicted model, not a curated record. The coding region runs from base 1 to 696 and encodes 231 amino acids. NCBI's taxonomy places the organism in Eukaryota, Metazoa, Arthropoda, Insecta, Diptera, Culicidae.
AUGAAGCUUGCAGCGCCCCUUUUGAUACUAACCUUUUUGUCGCUUUGCGAUCGAAUCCGGGCCGACUCCAACGAUGAGUCCCUGCUGGAUCCGAUGGAAUUCUCGUACGUGAACCUUUGGAAGUACGCCGAGAGUGAGUGUGAGAAAAAGGGCAUCAACGGAUCGAUCAUCACGCGAACCUGGAUCAACGUGCGAGCCUGCUUGAGGAAUACGCUGGACGUGAUCCAGUUCAACAUGGACGCGAUCCGACUGGACGCGGACAACCAGCGGACGAUUUUGGCCAAACACUGUCCAAACCUGAGAAAAGCUCCCAACUGCUUCGAACCGUUCAUGGUGGCCGUUAAGGGUUGCGUUCCGGAGAAGAACUACGAGAUCUUUGAGGCACUCCGAGGGUGGAUCGAGAGCGUUUUGGGACAUGUUUGCAAGGACGAUGGAGCGCAUAUUGUGUACGAUCGAGUUAAGCAUGAGAAGUGUACCAACGAGCUGGGUGGAUACAUCUUCGAGUGUGCUGCGCUGAAUAUUAUUAACAAGCAGUACGACGACCGGAAGGCACUGACGGAAGAAGAUUGCGGUUCGGUGGUUCGAGCCAAGGAUUGCCUCCUGAACAAACUAUCCGAGUGUUCAGUAUUCGCUGCUGCGACGCAAUUGUUCUACGAUAACUUUAUCCGGAUAACGUCGUGCAUCGGUUCGGCUUGAUGAAAUAAAAGGUUCGAAUCGACAAUGUUUCAUACAUUUAGCAAUCAUCUGAUACCUGGUAGAGGAAAGCUAUUGGGUGGAAAGAGGGAAAGUAGGUAUGUGAAAAUGUAAACAACUUCUUGACGGACUCGAAGUGCACGAAAAGAGCUAGUUUCCCUUGUUUUGCUAGAUUUUCAACUUGCAAUCUAUGGAAUUUGUUUAUUUACUUCAACGUCUGCGUGUUCUAGUGUGUAUGUUUUGCGGUGAGUGAGAGAGUGGAGAAUAAAUAUUAUAAUAUA